Messenger RNA from Olea europaea var. sylvestris, 1685 nucleotides. Its product is annotated as EID1-like F-box protein 2. Gene Ontology annotation, molecular function: protein binding. The record is from RefSeq and is a predicted model, not a curated record. The transcript is spliced from 5 exons. The coding region runs from base 294 to 1073 and encodes 259 amino acids. NCBI's taxonomy places the organism in Eukaryota, Viridiplantae, Streptophyta, Magnoliopsida, Lamiales, Oleaceae.
AUCAUUUUUCUAUUUUUUCAUUCACCACAAAUAUAUUUCAUUUUUCCUUUUCCAAUAUGAAUCUUGAAACCCCUUUCUUAACCCCCAGAUUUUGCAGAUUCUGAUACUGUAACUUUUUUAUUUUUAUGGCAAAAAGUAAAUUCUAAAUAAGUUAGAAAUUCUAAAUAAGUUAGUAUUUCUCGCAUGUUUAUUCAGGUGGGUCUUUUUGCUAUGAUUUCUGGGCUGAUACUUAAAGUACUGAAUUUGAGUUGAGGUUCACAUGACUAUUCUUUUUGUUACUUUAAUUGGAUUUGAUGACUCGUGGCUUUAAAUUUUUGCAGGUGAAGGCUAUGAUUCUCACGAAGCAAUACCGCUGCAUCCACUCGGCCAGUUGUCUCUGCACAAAAGGGCAUCUUAAUGAAGAAGUCAUUUUCCUAGUUUUUCAUCACCUAAAUUGGAACCCAAUGUUGAUUGCGACACUUUCUUGCGCAUGCAAAUGGUUCGAUGAUCUUGCUAAGCGAGUCCUGUGGAAGGAGUUCUGUAGGACACGAGCUCCAAAGAUGAUGCUGGAUUUGCAAUCUAGUGGCAGUCACAGUAUUGAUGGGAACUGGAGGGCACUCGGGAAACUGCUAAUAUACUGUUCUGGAUGUAAGAAGGGUGGCUUGUUCAAUAACGUUGACAUUCCUGCCCACUUUGUCCAUAGGACACGAUUCUCAAGGACAUCUGGGAAAAGCUUUCUAUUACCACAAUGCAGAACAGAUGUUUUGUAUGUGUCUGAUCCUUGUGAACAUCUUGAUCAAGGGGAUGAAGGGGAUGUUGGAUUCUUUCGGGGAAUAUUUAAAUGCUUUGCAAUGUCGAAGGUAAGGAAAGUACUGAUUAACAGAGGCGCUCUACUUCAUCCUACAGAGGUGUGUCCCUAUUGUAAAGCAAAGUUGUGGAACAUGCUACAAGCAAAGAUGAUACCAUCCAGUGCCAGCUGUCGGUUAGGUGCUUAUGAAGACUGCAUUGAGUAUUAUGUCUGCCUUAAUGGACACGUGCUUGGUACUUGCACCCUCUUACCCUUGUCUGAUACAGAAGAAGCAUCUGAGGAGUGACAUUUUGGUGGAAUUCAGUUGUGCAGUAUCAAAUAUAUCGAUGCGCCUGUCCCGUAGAAAUUUGGUGGAUGAGAAGUCGGUAAGCCUCACAUGGUCUCCUGCAGAACUCGUCUUUGAAAGUUGAGUUCACAAAUCUGCUGCUCUGUAAUCUAUUACUCAACUGACAGGUUGCCAGAAUGCUAUUAAUAACCAGUUUAUUUCUUUCAUGGUAAAUUACAAGGUGGUUCUAUAUACUAUGUUGUCCAUGUCUUCAUGUAGGACCGACAAAAUGUAUCAGAAAUUUGAACAAUGAUCUGUAACAUUCAACACACUUGGCAGCUCGGUUACCUAUCAGUUUCAACUUCUAGGAAUUAAUAUUUGCCCACCAUCGCUUGAGUUUCAGUCAUCCUCUUGUAUUUCCUCUCUUCUUGUUUGCUUCAUGAUAAGCAUGUAUGGCUGGUUUUGCAUUGUGUCUGGUCUAUAUACGGGGGCAUGAAUUCUUGUAGCAUGGUGCAACUCUUUCACCAAGUUGAAUUUUAAUGUUUUUAGCCAUUUGGAUGGAAAAUCCAAGCGUUUAUUGGCUGUUGAAAAAUAAAUCCUACACUAUUGGACAACAAAUCUCAACUUCUAUUA